AUGCCAUUCUCCCACCACAGCCAUUCGGGGCAGUUCUGCGCCCAUGCCAAGGGCACGCUUGAGGAGAUGGUCCAGGCAGCCAUCGCCAAAGGAUUCCACACGUUUGCGCUGACGGAGCACAUUCCGCGCGGCGAUGGAGAUCUCUACCCAGAGGAAACCUUGGACUCGGCGGGGCUCACGCAGCUCUUCGACGAUUACUACCGCGAAGCGGUGCGGCUGCGCGAGGCGUACCGGUCGCAGAUCCAGAUCCUCAUCGGCAUGGAAACAGAGUGGAUACGGGAGCCCGAGUCGCGGCAGUGGAUCACGAAGCUGCAGGACAAGUAUGCGUUCGACCUGUUCAUCGGCUCGGUGCACCACAUGCACACGGUGCCCAUCGACUUCGACAAGGCCAUGUACAGCGAGGCGCGCACGCGAGCCGGGGGCACGGACGAGCGGCUGUUCGAGGACUACUUCGACGCGCAGCUCGAGAUGCUGCAGGCGCUGCGGCCGCCAAUCGUCGGGCAUUUCGACCUGGUGCGGCUGCUGAGCGAUGAGCCAAACCGGAAGCUCCGGCAGUGGGCAGGAGUCUGGCGCAGGAUACAGCGCAAUCUGGAAUUCAUCGCCGCUUACGGCGGCUUGCUGGAAUUGAACACGGCCGGGCUGCGCAAGGGCUUGCUGGAGCCGUACCCGACCAGCGAGAUCUGCGAGGUAUUCCUGGGGCUCGGCGGACGGUUUACUCUGUCCGACGACAGCCACCAGGUCGAGCACGUCGCCACCAACUACGCGCGGCUGCCCGAGUUCCUCGAGCGCACCGGCAUCCGCGAGCUGUUCUUCCUCCAGGCGGGGCGCGAGGGCGGCGACGCGCGCUUCCCCGGCAUCGCGCUGGCGAGGGUGAGUGCGGCAGAGGUGGCAGGGCGGCUCGACGCGUGA
Lasiodiplodia theobromae is the source of this 909-nucleotide messenger RNA. RefSeq names its product Histidinol-phosphatase. The record is from RefSeq and is a predicted model, not a curated record. The transcript has 3 exons. Gene Ontology annotation, molecular function: histidinol-phosphatase activity. NCBI's taxonomy places the organism in Eukaryota, Fungi, Ascomycota, Dothideomycetes, Botryosphaeriales, Botryosphaeriaceae. The coding region runs from base 1 to 909 and encodes 302 amino acids. Gene Ontology annotation, biological process: L-histidine biosynthetic process. Gene Ontology annotation, cellular component: cytoplasm.